UACUGUUCAACCUUUUGAUGUGCUCUUAAAAAGUAGCACAAAUCCAUAAAACGCCUCGCGAUCAACAUAAGCGGGAACACAACAUUCGAAUCCAUCUACUCGUUGCUAAGGUACAGUCCUUUCCUCUUCUCUUCAAAACAUGUCUAACUGGGCUUUUAAAAGAUUUGCUUUUGGAGAAGAAAACCCUCAAGCCUGCCCGGAGGUCCUCCUUUGCUGGACACAUCUUACAACCACAAGGGAGCAGUCUUUCCUUUGAUGAGGUCUUCCCUCCACCUCCACAGAAAUGGCAGAACAAGCGUAAGUUUGCACACCGUCUGAAAGAGAUUUCCAUUAGCCCUGGACGCCGGAAACCGCAAAGGACAGUCAAGUUUUGAUUUUCAAGGGGAAAGCCUUCGCUAAACUUUCGCUCAGCCGCCAGACCUGUUGGUUCCUGGGAGGGGCUCUUUGGAAACCUCGAAGAUUCCUACACUCUCGAAGACCCAGAGCGGUGGAUUACGUCUGUCCUGGAACCAGAAAUUAAAAGCCCGGCUGUGCCAGGCUGUCUGAAUGGACCAGCACCUACGCUUUGAAGAUCUGAAGUCUCGCCUUGCAAGAGAUCGGUCUCUGGGGUGAUUUGUUUGCUUCCCGGCGAGGGAUGGAGAAACGUAAGCCGGCCGGACUGCUGCCCCUGCGGUCGUGCCACCCCCGCGGCGAGCCCCUGCACCUGCCGGAGUCCCUGCCCCGCCUCCCCCUCGGGGACCCCUUCAGGGUCUCGUGGCGUCUCGACGCCGCGUGCCGGGAGCGGGCGCCCCGGGACUGCGCCGCGAGGCGGUCGUGCCCGCCGCUGCCGCUGGACCGCGCCUUCGAGCCCGCCUUCCUCCGCAGGCGCAACGAGCGCGAGCGGCAGCGGGUACGCUGCGUGAACGAGGGGUACGCGCGCCUGCGAGACCACCUGCCCCGCGAGCUGGCCGACCGGCGGCUCAGCAAGGUGGAGACGCUCCGCGCCGCCAUCGGCUACAUCAAGCACCUCCAGGAGCUGCUGGAGCGCCACGCCCGGGGGCAGGAGGGCCCCGCCGGCACCCGUCCCCCGCGCGCCGCCGAGUGCAACAGCGACGGCGAGUCCAAGGCCUCGUCGGCGCCCUCGCCCUGCAGCGAGCCCGAGGAGGCGGGCAGCUAGCGCGCGCCCGGCCCGGCCCCGGCCCUCCGCGCCCGCUGCAGCCUUGGAGCCCCUGCAAGGGUGGUUUGCAUUUUUGAGCUGGUUUUUUAAUCCAGGGCUAAAUUUUAGGAAAAAGAAAUGCGUGUCUUCGGCGGGGAACGUGUCUUCUGACCUUUCUGGCUGCCGCCCCCCGACCCAGGCCCCAACUGGGUAUGUGCCUGCAGACUUAAAGGUGCUUAUUAAGGAAACUCUCCAACGGUACUUCUCAAAUGCACACUGUACCGGAUCCUGAGCACCUCACUCUAAAAACUCAGAGGGCGAUUGGAAUUUCCCAGUCAGCGCCGUGGGUACGUUAUGCACAUAAAUAUUGACUUGAAGCCAACCUUCACCGAAGAACUUCCCAAAAAUGAAUAAAUAAAAGACAGGCCUUAAGACGAAAGGAACGUUUUUCCUGCAUUCCUUCCUUGGGGAGUUGUAUUUGAGAUUUAAUUGACACGGUCACUUUGGGUGAAGGGGACUCCAAGCCGGCACUUGAGCACCCACACAGAGCCCGCUGCUAGCCCAGCGCAGGCCUGGUGGUGGUGCGGGCCACGUGCUGAAUUUGAUACUUCCGGUUUUAUCAGAAAGUGGCCAUCUGGGGGGGCGCCUGGAUGGCUCGGUCGGUUGAGCGUCCGACUUCCGCUCGGGUCAUGAUCUCGCGGUUUGUGGGUUCGAGCCCAGCGUCCGGCUCUGUGCUGACAGCUCAGAGCCUGGAGCCUGUUUCUGAUUCUGUGUCUCCCUCUCUCUCUGUCCCUCCCCUGCUUGUGCUCUGUCUCUCUCUGUCUCAGAAGUAAAUAAACAUUAAAAAAAGUUUCUUUUUAAAGUGGCCAUUUGGAAACUUCGUAGCAUUUAGGCAAUAGUAACAUAUGUUAGUGUGCUAGAACUCAGAUUUGUAUAAAAACUUAUUUUCCUCUCCGUUGUUUUUGUCCACUGGUUUUUCAUUUUCCUUUUCCCCCUCCCCAUUUCUCACUCCACCUAACCUUUGGUUAAAUUAAAGUGACAUCCCUGACUUUAUAAAAAAAAAAGAAAAAAAGAAAUGCAUAGAUAGUGGAACAGGAUGGACUGAAGUUGGUAUGUUCUCAGACUUUCAUCCCCAUGAGGGCUUCUAGAUGUACUGGAAUUACCCAGUGACUUUGGCUUUGUUCUUAUAAGUCUUUGAAGAACAUUUAAUUCUGGUCAUUUUUGUCUUAGAAACUAUUAUGAUUUAAGUAGAUAUGUCAAGUGCUUGUUGACCUAUGAAGAUAAACUUCCUCUCUCUAAAGCUGUUUUUUUUUUUAAGUUUAUUUAUUUUGAGAGAGAGAGAGAGAGAAUGAGCAGGGGAGGGGCAGAGACAGAGAGAGAGGCGGA
Felis catus (domestic cat) is the source of this 2521-nucleotide messenger RNA. RefSeq names its product achaete-scute family bHLH transcription factor 4 (gene ASCL4). NCBI's taxonomy places the organism in Eukaryota, Metazoa, Chordata, Mammalia, Carnivora, Felidae. Gene Ontology annotation, molecular function: DNA-binding transcription factor activity, RNA polymerase II-specific; RNA polymerase II transcription regulatory region sequence-specific DNA binding; protein dimerization activity. Gene Ontology annotation, biological process: regulation of transcription by RNA polymerase II; developmental process. The transcript has 2 exons. Bases 635 to 1156 code for a protein of 173 amino acids. The record is from RefSeq and is a predicted model, not a curated record.